Messenger RNA from Bipolaris sorokiniana ND90Pr, 3501 nucleotides. RefSeq names its product MAPK protein MPS1 (gene MPS1). Gene Ontology annotation, molecular function: protein kinase activity; RNA helicase activity; ATP binding. The record is from RefSeq and is a predicted model, not a curated record. NCBI's taxonomy places the organism in Eukaryota, Fungi, Ascomycota, Dothideomycetes, Pleosporales, Pleosporaceae. Gene Ontology annotation, cellular component: nucleolus. Bases 1 to 3156 code for a protein of 1051 amino acids. The transcript is spliced from 14 exons. Gene Ontology annotation, biological process: protein phosphorylation; maturation of LSU-rRNA from tricistronic rRNA transcript (SSU-rRNA, 5.8S rRNA, LSU-rRNA).
AUGGGCGACCUUGCCAACCGCAAAGUGUUCAAGGUCUUCAACCAGGAGUUCAUUGUCGACGAGCGCUACAAUGUAACAAAAGAACUUGGACAGGGUGCCUACGGCAUCGUAUGUGCGGCCACCAACAACCAGACGGGCGAGGGCGUAGCCAUCAAGAAGGUCACCAACGUCUUCAGCAAGAAGAUCCUUGCCAAGCGUGCCCUGCGCGAGAUCAAGCUGCUCCAACACUUCAGAGGUACGGCGACUGCACCCACCCCAGCUGACAAUGCUAACGUCUUGCAGGACAUCGCAACCCUUGUCGCACAGAUAACAUGUCUCUACGAUAUGGACAUUCCUCGCCCUGAUAACUUCAACGAGUGCUACCUCUACGAGGAGCUCAUGGAAUGCGACCUAGCAGCCAUCAUCCGAUCCGGCCAGCCCCUGACUGAUGCUCACUUCCAAUCCUUCAUCUACCAAAUCCUAUGCGGUCUCAAGUACAUCCACUCGGCAAAUGUUCUGCACCGCGACCUUAAGCCCGGUAAUCUCCUUGUCAAUGCCGACUGUGAACUCAAGAUUUGCGAUUUUGGACUGGCAAGAGGAUUCUCCAUGGACCCUGAAGAGAACGCAGGCUACAUGACCGAGUAUGUCGCUACCCGAUGGUACAGAGCCCCUGAAAUCAUGUUGAGCUUCCAGAGCUACACAAAAGCCAUUGAUGUGUGGUCUGUAGGGUGCAUUCUCGCUGAGCUACUUGGAGGUAAGCCCUUCUUCAAGGGUCGAGACUACGUCGACCAGCUCAACCAGAUUCUGCACUACCUCGGAACACCAAACGAAGAAACUCUGUCGCGAAUAGGUUCUCCUCGUGCACAGGACUAUGUCCGGAAUCUGCCAUACAUGCAGAAGAUGUCAUUCCAGUCUCUCUUCAAAAACGCAAACCCCGAUGCGCUUGACCUGCUAGACCGCAUGCUUGCCUUCGACCCAUCUAGUCGUAUUUCAGUUGAGGAGGCCCUGGAGCACAGGUACCUGCAAAUCUGGCAUGAUGCAUCUGACGAACCUUCCUGCCCAACGACUUUUGAUUUCCAGUUUGAAGUCGUCGAAGAGAUUCCAGAGAUGAAGAAGAUGAUCUUGGAUGAGGUCAGCCGUUUCCGCCAGAUGGUUCGCGUACAGCCCGGUGCAGGCGCCGGUACAGCCCAGGCCCCUCAGGUCCCGAUACCCAAUAACUACGAUCGUACAGGAUAUGAGGAGCCAAGGCCACAGGAGGCAUUUAACCAGGGUGGGUGGAAUGGCAUUUGGUCGAACUUUUUUUCGUGUCCUUCUACCACAUUUCGGACCACGCACGAAUUGACGAUUUCUACAAUGUCGCCCGCCGCGGUCGAGUCGAGCAACAAGAGGAAGCGAUCUCACAAGAGCAAGAAGAGCGCAGAAGCAGUAGCGGCACCAGCGCAUAAUGGCGUAGAGAAGGCGCGCAAGAAGGCACGCAAGGCCAAGGAAGUCGAAGCUGCUGUGGAAGAACCAGCUGCUGCAGAUGCUUCCGCACAGGGAGAUAGCGAUGAAGAGGACGUCGAAAACCAAUCUGAAUCCAACAAGGACACUGCGGAGGCGACUGCUUCAAAAGAGGCCGAGAACGGUGAUGAGGCCGACGAUAAUGACGACAGCCAGCUUGCGGAUUUGCCCUCUGGCACUGGCAGCAACGCUCUCGAUCUGCCCUCCGGUACCACAAUGCCGACGCCAAACCCGGUGCGUUUCGAAGAACUAAAUCUCUCUGAGCGUACAAUGAGCGCAAUCAAGGAAAUGGGCUUCGAGAAGAUGACGGAGAUCCAACAAAAAACAAUCCCACCACUACUGUCGGGCAGGGAUGUGCUCGGUGCUGCCAAGACGGGCAGUGGAAAGACGCUUGCCUUUCUCAUUCCAGCCAUUGAGAUGCUUUCGCAGUUGCGAUUUAAGCCUCGCAAUGGUACUGGUGUGAUUGUAGUGAGCCCAACGCGAGAACUGGCACUUCAGAUCUUUGGCGUAGCACGCGAGCUCAUGUCGAACCACAGCCAGACCUUUGGUAUUCUGAUUGGCGGUGCGAACAGGAGCGCCGAGGCGGAAAAGCUACGGAAGGGAUUGAACCUUAUUAUCGCUACACCCGGAAGACUCCUGGACCACCUCCACAAUACCCAGGGUUUUGUCUUCAAGAACUUGCGUUCGUUGAUCAUCGAUGAAGCAGAUCGUAUUCUGGAAGUUGGAUUCGAGGACGAAAUGAGAUCCAUCAUCAAGAUUUUGCCAACCGAGCGUCAGACCAUGCUGUUCUCUGCUACGCAAACGACAAAGGUCGAGGACCUUGCACGGAUAUCGCUCAAACCAGGUCCUUUAUACAUCAAUGUCGACUACAGAGCGGAGCACAGUACAGUGCAAGGGUUGGAGCAAGGCUAUGUCUUGUGUGAUUCAGACACGAGGUUUAGGUUGCUGUUCAGCUUCCUGAAGAAACAUCAAAAGAAGAAAGUCAUUGUGUUCCUGUCGUCGUGUGCGUCGGUCGAUUUCUAUAGCGAACUUCUGAACUACAUCGACUUACCAGUGCUUGGUUUACACGGCAAGCUCAAGCAGCAAGCACGCACCAACCGCUUUUUUGAGUUUGUGAAUGCCCAGAGUGGUACGCUCAUUUGUACCGAUGUGGCAGCACGAGGUCUCGACAUUCCCGAAGUCGAUUGGGUGAUUCAAUUUGAUCCUCCGGAUGAUCCUCGGGACUACAUUCACCGAGUUGGACGAACCGCAAGAGGUGCCAAUGGCAAAGGCCGGAGCUUGAUGUUCUUGCUGCCGUCAGAGGUCGGCUUCUUGAAGUUGCUCAAGGAAAACCGUGUGCCGCUAGUUGAGUUUGAACUCCCAAGCAACAAGAUUCUCAAUAUCCAAAGCCAACUCGAGGCAUUGAUAUCCAAGAACUACUACCUCAACAAAAGCGCCAAAGACGGUUAUCGAUCCUACCUGCAAUCCUAUGCCAGCCACAGCUUACGUUCAGUGUUUGAUGUACACAAGUUAGAUCUUGUCAAAGUGGCCAAGAGUUUUGGGUUCUCGACACCGCCACGCAUCGACAUCAGCCUUGGAGCGAGUUUGAGCCGCGACAAGAAAGUCGAAGGACGAAGAGCAUAUGGCAGCCAGCCGCAACAGGCACGAAGACCGAUGAAACAAGGAAAGAGGUUUUGAGGGGACGAGAAGAGAGGGAGCAUUGAUGGGAGUUUGGCGUACCAAAAUAUUAUGCUGCGUGGGCACUGCUUGAGGGGUCAUAGCUGUACUUUGACUAUUCAAUGACAACAAUGCGAAGGGUUCUGAGAAACGCUUGAGGUUUGUGUUCCUGGCGGUCAUGUUGGCGCAGAGCAUGUGAUAGGUGGACAUGCACUUGUAAGUAUGCAGGUAUACUAAGUACUGUAUGAAACAUGAGCUGCAGGAGGGUGCAUGGUGCAGUAGCAGCAGCAGCUGGGCACGGACUAAGCGAUGACAUGAAUAAUGAGCUAGCGGGUUUGGUUGGGCAAAGGACAAAUUUUCUCACGC